AUGCGUUUCUCCACCGGUACCGUUUUCUCCACCCUCGUCGCCCUCGCUGCGGCCUACACCCAGCCCGACUACACCAAGGGCCCCGAGGGUAACGCCGUCCGCGCUCCCGGUCUGAACGACCAGGUCCCUGAGGGCGCUCCCUACGAGAUCAAGUGGGACACUCUCCUCGGUGACCGUGUCUCGCUGGUCCUUCUCCGUGGCCCCUCCUCCAACGUUGUUCCCCUCGAGACCAUCGUUGAGGAUAUCCCCAACACUGGCCACUACACCUGGACUCCCGGCUACAACCUGGAGGUUGACACCACCCACUACGGUCUGCUGAUCGUCGUUGAGGGCACCGGUGCCUACCAGUGGUCUUCCCAGUUCGGUAUCUCCAAGGGUAAGGGCUCCGGCUCUACCACCACCACCACCACCGCCGCUGGCUCUGGCUCCGGCUCCGGCCCCACCGUCACUGUCAUCGAGGAUGUGACCACCACCUACUGCCCCGAGAGCGAGACCGCUGCUCCUACCUCCACUCCCCUCACCAUCACCACCGUCAUUGAGGGUGUCACCACCACUAUCUGCCCCGAGGAGGAGGCUUCUUCCACCCCUACUGGUGUCUCCCCCGUCUCUUACUCCACCCAGAUCUCCAGCGUUGUUGUCACCACCACUGAGUGCCCCGAGGAGAGCCAGACCCAGCCCCCCGUCGCUCCCACCACUCCCGCCCCCGUUACCCCCAGCGGUAGCCGUGUGCCCCACGUCCCCUCCGCCUCCAGCACCCUGAAGAGCACCCCCCUGGCUGUUGUCCCUACCGGCACUGCUUCCCCCUCUGCCUCCGCCACCCCCGCCUUCAACGGUGCUGGUCGCACCUCCAUCAGCCUGGGUGCCGUCAUGGCUGGUCUCUUCGCCGUUCUGGCCUUCUAA
This is a messenger RNA of Penicillium cosmopolitanum, 900 nucleotides long. Its product is annotated as GPI anchored serine-threonine rich protein. The record is from RefSeq and is a predicted model, not a curated record. The transcript has a single exon. The coding region runs from base 1 to 900 and encodes 299 amino acids. Lineage: Eukaryota; Fungi; Ascomycota; Eurotiomycetes; Eurotiales; Aspergillaceae.